CUGAGCAGGUAAGGUGAGUAAGCUGUUUGAGAGGGGCUCCGAUGCCUCUGCCUCCUGGAUCAUCUCACCAUGUCCUACUUAUAUCACUCGAGACACCGAGCACUUGAGAAAGCACCAUCACAUCUCUUCUCAAGUUGUUCACCAUGUUCGCCAAAGAGGAAAACCGUCUGAUCUUCAGUUUUGACGCCGACAAGCUCUGGAUCGAGCCCUGGGGCAAGAAUGCCCUUCGCAUUCGGGCCACUCAGCUCAAUGAGAUGCCUGCCGAGAACUGGGCCUUGGACGAGGUCUCGGGCUCCAACGCGGUGGUCGAGAUUGGGGAGAAGUCAAGCUCCUUGACCAAUGGAGAGAUCAAAGCCGUAGUCACAGCCAAGGGCAAGUUGACUGUCUAUGGUCACGGAGGCAAGAUCAUCCUUGAUGAAGCUGUUCGCAACCGCCGCGAUGUUCUGGAUCCCAAGUGCAGCGCAAUCGACCGAGAAGCCCGCGAAUUCCAAGCCAUCCCAUCCACAAACGAUUACCACAUUGUCUGGCGGUUGGAGUCUCUCGACAAGGACGAAAAGAUAUAUGGUAUGGGACAAUACCAGCAACCCUACCUCGAUCUCAAGGGUCUUGACCUUGAGCUGGCCCACAGAAACUCGCAAGCAAGUGUGCCUUUCGCCGUGUCUUCCCUCGGUUAUGGUCUUCUCUGGAACAACCCUGGUGUUGGAAGAGCCGUUUUUGGCAAAAACCUCAUGUCUUUCGAAGCCUUGAGCUCCACAGUCCUGGACUGUUGGCUGGUAGCUGGAGAGACACCUGCCGAGAUCGUUCAAGCAUACGCCGGAGUUACGGGCAAAGUUCCCAUGAUGCCAGAGUAUGGUCUCGGAUUUUGGCAAUGUAAACUCCGCUACCAGACACAAGAAGAACUUCUUGAGGUUGCUAGAGAGUACAAGGCUCGUCAAUUGCCCAUCGACCUCAUCGUCAUCGAUUUCUUCCAUUGGCCCCUGCAGGGAGAGUGGAAGUUCGACCCGACUUACUGGCCAAAUCCCGAAGAGAUGGUUCGCGAGUUGAAGGAGAUGAACAUUGAGCUUAUGGUCUCCAUCUGGCCCACUGUGGACCGAAGGUGCGAGAACUACGAAGAAAUGGUAGAGAAGGGGCUGUUGAUCAGAUGCGAUCGCGGUACAAGAAUCUCCCUAGACUACAUGGGCAAUACCGUCCAUUUCGACGCUACCAACCCCGAAUCAAGAGACUAUGUCUGGAACAAAGCCAAAAAGAACUACUUCGACAUGGGCAUCAAGACCUUCUGGCUAGAUGAAGCCGAGCCUGAGUAUUCAAUCUACCACUUUGACAAUUGGAGAUACUGGAAAGGCUCGAAUGUUAGCAUCGGCAACAUUUAUCCUAAGGAGUACGCUCGUGCCUUCUACGAGGGUCAACAAGCUGCGGGCCAAGAGAACAUCGUCAACCUAUUGCGUUGCGCAUGGGCUGGCAGUCAGAAGUAUGGCGCCCUCGUAUGGAGCGGAGAUAUCGCCUCAUCUUGGUACAGUCUUAAAAACCAAUUUGCUGCUGGACUCAACAUGGGUAUGGCAGGCAUCGCUUGGUGGACCACUGAUAUCGGUGGUUUCCAUGGUGGUCACCCGGACGACAAGGACUUCCGGGAGCUGUUCACAAGAUGGUUCCAGUACGGCGCGUUCUGUCCUGUGAUGCGCUUGCAUGGAGACCGUGAACCUCAUAUGCCGCAACAUGGUACAACCGGUGGCGCAACCUGUCUAUCAGGAGCUCCGAACGAGGUCUGGUCAUAUGGCCCAGAAGUCUACGAGAUCUGCAAGAAGUACAUGAAGAUCAGAGAAGAUAUGAGAGAGUACACUCGCAGUCUCAUGAAGGAGGCCCACGAGAAAGGUUCUCCAAUCAUCCGCCCUAUCUUCUACGAUUUCCCUCAAGACAAGAAGGCAUGGUCAAUUGAGGAUCAGCAGAUGUACGGGCCCAAGUACUUAGUCUCACCAAUUCUUAACCCAGGCCAGCGUAAGCGCACGGUUUACCUUCCUGCCGGAGCAACCUGGAAGUCCUUUGAGGGCGACGAAGUCUAUGAGGGUGGCCGUGAAGUCGAGGUUGACUGCCCCAUGGACACUAUGCCUGUUUUCGUAAAGCAAUAGACCACUUUGUUCCCGGAUUGGAUUAUGAUACAGUAGGUAUGCAUUAGACAGCAAUAAUAAAAUCUGAAUUCGCUCCAUGCCAAG
This is a messenger RNA of Aureobasidium subglaciale EXF-2481, 2207 nucleotides long. RefSeq names its product glycoside hydrolase family 31 protein. Gene Ontology annotation, biological process: carbohydrate metabolic process. Gene Ontology annotation, molecular function: hydrolase activity, hydrolyzing O-glycosyl compounds; carbohydrate binding. The record is from RefSeq and is a predicted model, not a curated record. Bases 144 to 2123 code for a protein of 659 amino acids. Lineage: Eukaryota; Fungi; Ascomycota; Dothideomycetes; Dothideales; Saccotheciaceae. The transcript has 2 exons.